Messenger RNA from Arctia plantaginis, 201 nucleotides. The record is from the annotation of a GenBank genome assembly. Lineage: Eukaryota; Metazoa; Arthropoda; Insecta; Lepidoptera; Erebidae.
AUGAGCAAAACAUGUUACAGGAGGUCUAGCCGCCAUAGACAUUACAUUAUGCAAUUGAUAUCAAUUAUAUCAAUUGACCGAACUGUUUAUAGACGAUGUUCUCAUUCAGAAAUAAGUGCAAGCUAUUUUUUUAAUAUAAGGCCAGUGUUUUGUGCUAGUGAGCUGCUCGAUUUGAUUUAUUUAAAUCGUAACACUUGGUGA